Messenger RNA from Ilex paraguariensis (yerba mate), 1428 nucleotides. The record is from the annotation of a GenBank genome assembly. Lineage: Eukaryota; Viridiplantae; Streptophyta; Magnoliopsida; Aquifoliales; Aquifoliaceae.
AUGGUGUGGUUUCAGUGCGAGGACUGCGGAGACAACCUGAAGAAGCCGAAGCUGCCCAGUCACUUCAGGAUUUGCUCUGCAACCAAGUUAUCGUGCAUUGAUUGCGGACAAGUAUUUGGGCAGCAAAAUGUCGAUGGGCACACUCAAUGCAUCACAGAAGCGUGCGAGGACUGCGGAGACAACCUGAAGAAGCCGAAGCUGCCCAGUCACUUCAGGAUUUGCUCUGCAACCAAGUUAUCGUGCAUUGAUUGCGGACAAGUAUUUGGGCAGCAAAAUGUCGAUGGGCACACUCAAUGCAUCACAGAAGCGGAAAAGUAUGGUCCAAAAGGCCAAGGAAAAGCUUCUAAUGGAACAGCAGCGAAGCCCAAUAAUGAUUUGAAGCAGAAACCUGAUGUUGAUAUAAAUGUGGGAUUAUCUGAACGUCCUCCAUGGUUUUGUAGUCUUUGUAAUACCAAAGCUACUAGUAAGCAAGCAUUGCUUCUCCAUGCUGAAGGAAAGAAGCACAGGGCAAAAGCACGGGCAUUCCAUGCAACUAAGCAACAACCUAAGCAAACUGAAGAUUCCCCUCCAAACACCAAAGUUUCAACUGAAAUUAUUAAAAAGGAUAAACUGCCUUCUAGUGAAGGCAUAGACAAACCAAAUGAGCAUCAUCCUUCUAGAGUUGCCUGUGCACGUGACAGCUCUAAGGCAGAAAAUGGGAGUGUGCCUUCAAGUAAGAAGAGAAAAGUUGAAGCAUCUGAUGCUGAAGGUGCUAGGCAAAAGGCUGGAGGUUAUGCAGCUGGUCAAUUGGACGAAGUGAUUCAGGUUGAAAGAGUAGAAACAGAGGAAGUCAAGUUCCAGGUCAAGAAAACCAAACACAGUGUAGCCAAAGAAGAGAAGGUAGUGGAUUCUAGCUCUCCCAGGGAAGGAGAUGAUGGCAAGGAAAAAAUUAAGUGGAAGAAGCUGAUCUCUUCAGUCCUGACAUCUAGAUCAGGUGGUGUUCUAAAGUUGAAGAAACUGAGAAAACUUGUUCUGAAUACUCUCAGAGAAUCUGGCUACACAGAAGAUGAAAACCAACUCACCAAUAUGCUUGAGCACAAGAUUCAUUCAAGUUCCCGAUUCACUUUUGAUGGCAAUUUUGUCCAUCUGGUUUCCAAAAGUUGAGGUGGGGUUUUAUGACAAUCGAGAGUGGCAUAUCGUAAAGAUUUGACACAUACCGGAGUUGUUUUUCCCCCUUAUAACAACUACCUGAGCAUAUAUCUAUAUGAUCUAAUCUGAAUGAUACUGUUGAUCUCCGGAAGCUGUCACAAGUUGAGUCAGUGAUUUUUUUGGCUUCUCUCCUGUGUUACCCAUCUCUGGUAGUUUUUGGCAGCACCAUUGAGUCUCAUUUUUUUUAUGCUCAUUUAUCUCGAGGACUUGACUUUUAAAUGUGUUGAUUUUGUAACAGAC